AUGACGGAGCCGCCAACGGCCAACCCAGGCUUUGCAAAAAGCCUUCCCCGCGGCGUAGGGAAAGUCGGCGGCGAAGACGGACCGAACGAAAUUGUCAAUAACCAGGGCGCCAUUGGCGUGUACCAGUUUUACUUUUAUAAUGGCGUAUCGCCGUGUAGGCCAGAAGCCGGCACGCAAAGGGUAGCCACGCUGGAAAGAUUAGGCGACCGAGAAGACGCGGCUGCCGAACAGGAUCGUGAGGAUGGGUGGCCCUCAUUUCUUGUCAUCUACUGCAUCUAUCAUUUGCACCUCAAGCCCCUCCCAGGCCCCUACAUCACCUCGCCACCCCCAGGUAGGGUUGGAUGGUCCCAACUACUCAGCGAGGUUUAA
Messenger RNA from Pyricularia oryzae 70-15, 369 nucleotides. RefSeq lists its product as uncharacterized. The transcript has 3 exons. Bases 1 to 369 code for a protein of 122 amino acids. NCBI's taxonomy places the organism in Eukaryota, Fungi, Ascomycota, Sordariomycetes, Magnaporthales, Pyriculariaceae. The record is from RefSeq and is a predicted model, not a curated record.